AUGUGGGCUGCCAUGGUGACCGGCUUGUCAAAUCCCACCCCCCUCCUCUGGUUGGUCCAACUGCUGUUGUGGCCACACCCCAGCGGACCUCAGUUCACAGCGGCCACGCCCCCUUGCCCCAACCCAUGCAGCUGCUCCAAUCAGGCGAGCCGAGUCAUCUGUACCAGGAGGGGAUUGGCUGAGGUGCCGGACAAUAUCUCAGAGAACACGCGAUACCUCAACCUACAGGAGAACACUAUCAAGAUCAUUAAAUCGGACACCUUCCGGCACCUGCGGCACCUGGAGAUCCUGCAGCUCUCCAAGAACCACAUCCAGCAGAUCGAGGUGGGCGCCUUCAACGGCCUCCCGGCCCUCACCACGCUGGAGCUCUUCGACAACCGGCUCACGGUGGUGCCGUCGGGCGCCUUCGAGUACCUGAGCAAGCUGCGGGAGCUGUGGCUGCGCAACAACCCCAUCGAGACCAUCAACUCCAACGCCUUCGCACGCGUGCCCUCGCUGCGGCGCCUGGACCUGGGAGAGCUGCGCAAGCUGGUCUACAUCUCGGACAUGGCCUUCGACGGCCUGGAGAACCUGCGGUUCCUGAACUUGGGCAUGUGUGAGCUGAAGGACGUGCCCAAGCUGACGGCGCUGGUCCGGCUUGAGGAACUGGAGCUGUCCGGGAACCAGCUGGGGGUGCUGCGGCCUGGCUCCUUCCAGGGCCUGUCGGCGCUGCGCAAGCUCUGGCUGAUGCACUCUCGCGUCUCCAUCAUCGAGCGCAACGCCUUCGACGACCUGAAGAACCUCGAGGAGCUGAACCUGUCCCACAAUUCCCUGCACUCGCUGCCGCACGACCUCUUCACGCCGCUGCAGCGGCUGGUGCGCGUGCACCUGAACCACAACCCGUGGGAAUGCAGCUGCGACAUCCUCUGGCUCAGCUGGUGGCUCAAAGAGGCGCUGCCGGACAACUCGACCUGCUGCGCCCGCUGCCACGCCCCUCCGCGCCUCAAGGGGCGCUACAUCGGCGACCUGGACCAGUCGCACUUCACCUGCUACGCGCCGGUGAUCGUGGAGCCGCCCACCGACCUGAAUGUGACGGAGGGAAUGGCGGCAGAGCUCAAGUGCCGCACGGGUACUACCAUGACUUCGGUGAACUGGCUUAGCCCCAACGGGACACUGAUGACGCACGGAGCCUACAAGGUGCGGAUCAACGUGCUGCACGACGGGACGCUGAACUUCACCAACGUGACCAUGCAGGAUGCGGGGCCCUACACCUGCAUGGUGACCAACGCCGCGGGCAACACCUCGGCAACGGCCCUCCUCAACGUCUCGUCCGCCGCCGACCCCACCAACAUCUACUCCUACUUCACCACCGUCACCGUGGAGACGCUGGACGGCAACGAGGCCCGCCAGGACACCAACGAGUCCAUGAUCCUGCACAGCACCAUCUCGGGGACGCUGGAGAACCGGCCCGGCAGCACGGUGCCACCGGACGGGGGAGGGGGAGGGCCGUCCAUGCCUCCGCUCUUGCCCGUCGACAAAGUCACGCAGAAGGUGUCCACGUUGUCCAUCACGGACGUGGCGAACCUCUCGGGCCUGGACGACGUGAUGAAGACCACCAAGAUCAUCAUCGGCUGCUUCGUGGCCAUCACCUUCAUGGCCGCCGUCAUGCUGGUGGUCUUCUACAAGCUGCGCAAGCAGCACCAGCUGCACAAGCACCACGGCCCGGCGCGCGCCAUCGAGAUCAUCAACGUCGAGGACGAGCUCACCGCCCACGGCAACGCCAGCGGCAUCUCCGGCGGCUCCACGCUGGUGCGAGGCUCCACGAUGUCGUCGGCAGGCGGCGUCGGCGGCUGCGUCGGCGUCGGGCCUGACCCGGAGAUCGUGACGUUGCCAAACAUCGGGCGCGCCGACCUCAACCACUACUACAAGAGCCACACCUUCAACAACAACGUCAUGGGGUUGCACGGCAUGGGCACCAUGGGCACCAUGGGCACCAUGGGCAAGGGCAGCCCUCCGAGCCUCAGCCCCACGGGCAAGAUGGGCCAGGACGGGGGCGGGACGCAGGACGGGUCCAAGGGUAGCCCACCGCCGCCGCCGCAGACCCUGUCCCUCCACAUGGGACUGCACUCCUCACUCAAGGCCCAAAACUCACACAUGGAGCCGCUACUGUUUAAGAACACCUCGAAGGAGAACGUACAGGAGACACAGAUCUGA
Messenger RNA from Engraulis encrasicolus (European anchovy), 2193 nucleotides. Its product is annotated as leucine-rich repeat-containing protein 4B-like. Gene Ontology annotation, cellular component: postsynaptic density membrane; glutamatergic synapse; plasma membrane. The transcript has 6 exons. NCBI's taxonomy places the organism in Eukaryota, Metazoa, Chordata, Actinopteri, Clupeiformes, Engraulidae. Gene Ontology annotation, molecular function: signaling receptor binding. The record is from RefSeq and is a predicted model, not a curated record. Gene Ontology annotation, biological process: regulation of postsynaptic density assembly; positive regulation of synapse assembly; synaptic membrane adhesion. Bases 1 to 2193 code for a protein of 730 amino acids.